Molecule: messenger RNA, 5180 nt
Organism: Ogataea polymorpha
Lineage: Eukaryota; Fungi; Ascomycota; Pichiomycetes; Pichiales; Pichiaceae
Exons: 1
Coding region: 1-2394 (797 amino acids)
Biological process (GO): protein K11-linked ubiquitination; positive regulation of mitotic metaphase/anaphase transition; anaphase-promoting complex-dependent catabolic process
Cellular component (GO): anaphase-promoting complex
Source: RefSeq, a predicted model, not a curated record
AUGGAGGGCUCAGAAGACGGGCUGGUGCUGACGCCGAUCUUGGCCACGUCCAAAAUUCCAAUACUGGCCUUGAUCAUUGGGUACUGCUACAAGGAUUUACCGCCAUCUACAAUCCCCCCAAUACUCUCUACUCUGGUCCAGCUUAUAGAGCACAAUGACCCGAGAGAAACUCAAACAGAGUUGAUCAGCCUGUAUUUUCCCUCGCUCAAGGAGAUUCUCAAGCUGAUAGAGAAUUCAGUCACGUCUUUUGCAAGUGAGAUGAAUACACAGAACCCCGCGGAGGUGGCUAACGAUAUCAAAGCUGUUCAGAAAUACCUACUAAAUUCGCUGUGGAGUAUCAAUUCUUUGGACAUGUUUCACGAUUUCGUUUCGGGUGUUAACAGGCUGCUCGUAGACUACCAGCAUACCCCCAAAAAUAACAAUGUCCACAAACGAACACAACCAGGUAAGCUGCUGACGUCUUCUAGUUUUCUAGGCAGGUUUGUCUACAACAUAGCUAUCGCAUUUGAAGUCCUGGUGUUUGAUGACACUGUCGAGCUUUGGAACACGUUCCUCAAAUACAGGGAGGAAACGAAGGAGCUUUGGUUGAAUCUCAAUGACCACAAGGUCAGAAAAAGCCAUUUCGACGAGCCCCAAACACCGUGGCAGAAACGGGUGCUGAAAAACAGCGGGUUACUCGACGCUCGUGUGGACGGCUCCCGGCAACAGGUCAUCUCGCAAAUUGACCUUGCACAGAUGCUCGAACAGCAGGUUCAGAUAAUGCAGAAGUAUUCUCCUCCUCCUCCCCAGUCAACGAAGAAUAUCUUGAAACUUCUUUCCGAAUCUCAACGUGGAAUCAUCCCUUCCGCAUACUACAUCGACUAUUUAGAGAGCUGGAAACAAAGCGACUAUGAAGGCUCUUUCAAUGCGCUACACCGAUAUUUCGACUACAUGAUGUCCAACAAACAGCAGCUGUUUUACCACUACGCGCUGCUUUCUCUCGCUACUUUACACGCUUCUUUCAAUUCCGACGAGGAGGCCCUGAGAGCCAUUGACGAAGCCAUUCUUGUGGCCAGAGAAAACAAAGAUCUUGAUUGUCUUAACUAUCUGCUUACUUGGCUCUUCAACUUCCUGAAAGAUAGACCGCAUCUGUAUUCCAAGAUGGGAAAUCACACUAGUCGGGACCAGAUUCUGCAAUUUCUGAAGAUCAAGACCAAAGAAAAUAGAAACUGGGUGCUUCAAUCCAUGACCUUCCAAUAUCAUGCUUUGCAUUUCAUUCUCGAUGGUGGUCCGUUGCGCAAAAUUCUCGAAAACAUCACCCGUGCGUCCUACGUCCUUCUUAAUUUCGAUAUUGGAGCCAGCAUUAGGUCGACAUUUGUUCGCAACUGCCAGCUUAGUGCAUCUGUUUGGAGCAGGGUUGGGGUCCCUGCGUUGGCCCGGCUCUAUGCUGAUGUUGCUCUGGACGCCUGUGGGCCCAACUUGAGCGUUUUUGAUGAGUUGUCGAUCGGCAUGCGCCGGGCAGUUCUCGCCUAUGAAAACGGAGAUGUGGAUAAAGCUAUUGCUGAAAUCCAAUCGUACGAGGCGAUCGCUGUGAAUGACAUCUCGUUGAUGAAGAUAUGGCAACCAAGAUUCAUGCUGCUGCAAAGCGAUCUGUGGCUAAAAAAGUGUCGCUAUAGACCGGUGUCCAUUCUGCUGGCCCGACUUCAAAGCCAGGCUGACGAGAUUAAUGAUCAAGACCUUUAUUAUGAGUUACAACUACGCAAGGCGCAGUAUGAACUAAAAGUCGGCAACCAGGGCGAAGCCGUCAAAGUUGUGACAAACACGCUCUCAAGAAUAGGAGCUGAUGACCAUUCGUACAAUCAUUACUGGUACAUUGAGCUUCAGAUCUUCUAUGCGAUGAUCAUGACCCAAUCUUCAUCAAGUCCUGAGAGAGCCAUGACUAUCAUCAUUGAUGCGUUGGCCUCCGCUCGCAAAUCAUCCUUGAUCGCGUUGGUGGUGAAAGGGUUCAUUGUUCUGUGUGAAAUGAUACUGAAAAUCGAUCCUGUUAACUCUGCAAAGGAUGCAGAGGCCAUUCUUGAGAAACUGAUGCCGUUGUCGCUACAAGUAGGAAACUUGUGGCUCUCCUCUUACGGAUACUACUUGCUUGCCCGAGUGCUCAUGACUGAAACUGAAACUCAGGAGAUUACUGACGCGCAUCAGCUAAAAGACGGGUGCAACAAAAUUCUGGACUAUCUAGAAACAUCGAUUACCGGAUUCAAGCGUAUGCACGAUCUAGAAAUGAUGCACAAAGCAUUCAUGGUGGAGAAAAAGCUCGCGGAGUUCAGCCAAUUUCCCGACCUGUUGAACCAUGCCAACAGCUCUCUAAGUCAGUUGGAGACACGAAUACAGGAAGAAAACAAAUAUUCAAUGUACUGAUCACCAGCUGAGGUACUCGGCGUAAGCUGCCAUCGUUUUCUCUGUUUGAGUGAUCGCUUUGAUUCGAUCAUAGAAAACAGAGCAAUCCUCGUUGGUACAUGCCAGCGCAGUGGAAAGCGGCGAGUUGUUAUUUCGCAGACUUCGUUUUGUACAUUGCUUGCAUAUUAGCAUUGUGGCAUCCAUUUGGGAUUCCUUCGCGCGCACGCACGAGCGCAUGUGAGCGAUUGUUUGCAGCUCAUUGGUGCUGCACUCGGGACAUAGUUUCCCUGUUCUCUCCAGGGUUCUUUGAAUAACGGUAUUGCAACUAAUACACUUGGCGCUGUUAAUCAGAGGUGUUUUGAAAUUCAGUUGAUCCAAGCUCGGCGCAAUCAAGUUCCGCGGGAGCUCGUCAAACCACUUAUUAACGUCGACACCGCAGAGAUUAAAGAUCCGUUGGAGCGGGGGUAUAAGCACUUUGGUAAUAUAAUAGAAUGCAUCCAAUUCAAGAUUCCCGUUAGCUAAGAAAUCUCUUGGAGCCAUGCAUCGGUCACGAAGCAGCUGGUCUUUAUAUCCCUUGGCAACCAUGUAAAAUACUCUUUCCCUAUAUUGUGGCUCAGAUCGAUGGUCUUGGGCAACUUUUUUCAUGGUGAUGCGAGCACCUGGAGGGAUAGAAGUUGGGUUUUUGUACGAUCCCAAUCUGAUCUCUUUUGCAAACAGGAAAUCCUGCAAAUUGGCCUUGUUCUGCAUAAUUUUGAGGAACUGCAAGUUCACGUAUUGCUUGACUUUGGUGAGAUCUUUGGUUUCGAACAGCAGUCGAAGCGACUUCUCCACCAUUUUUUGCUGUGCCGGCACUCCGUCUCGUCGAACGGUCUCUAUACCCUUGGCAUCGAACUUGGGCGUUUCUUGGUCUUCGUGCUCGUAAGAGUAUCCUGCGUACCGUUUCUUGCUGAUCAGAACGCAAGGAAAGUAUACUUUUUCGAAUUUCAAACGAACAGGCGACGGGUUUAGGGAGGUGAUGUGGUUGGAUAUUUCUCGGCCUAGCUUGAAUGCAUCCGCCUUGCUCUUUCCCGGGAGAUACACAAACAACGAGUCUGUGUCUCCAUAUACCACUUUGGCGCCCCAUUCUUCGUUUUUGUCGAUCUCACUUAUUGCACUGUGCAGUGUUUGGCGCGCAGCAGAGACUAUGGCAUCUGCUAUGGCCGAGUUGGGCAUUCUGCCCGAGUACGUCGCGGAUGCAUACCCGUAGGUCACAUUGGCAAUCAGCUUCAACGCCAGCUGUCUAUUAUUGUACAGCUUGUAGAGCUCUGAAUCGUCUUUGAGGCCGUUCAUGGUAUCUUUCACCAAAAUGCGGGCAUCCAGGAUCUCGCUUAGCAUUUUGGCCAGUAAGGAUUUUCUGACGUUUGGCUUUAAAAACAUAAGUCCGUUGGGUGUCACAGUGAUGUGUUUUUCAAACAACUUCAAGAGUCCAGGCGGCAGUUUCCAGGACGUAAUUCCUAUCGUUUGUGUCUUCUUAGGGUCAUAGCCCUGGAGUCUGCCAAGUAACGUAGAAUAACAUAAAUUAUGGGCAAUCACCAAAGACGGGUAAAGCGACUGGAAAUCCAGCACAAGCAGCGGACUCUUGUAAAACGAGCUUUCGGGCUCCAAAAUCAGCGGGAUCACUUGGAGUGGAUCCUGUUUGAAAACCUGUUUUUUCGAGGGAGAAAUGAGAAUGAAAUUCUCUGCCUUUGCCAGUCGCACCAGAAGACUUUCCACUUUGAACUGCGACCCGCGAUAAAACACGGAGUAGUAGUCAAUCCCCAAAAACCGCGACUCCUCCACCAUUCUCUCAAUGAUUUCCAUCUUAUUGAUCAGUUUCAUCUGCCAGUGCAGCCUGGACAUGUAGUAUUCCACAAGAUUGUUGAGGUUUCCUGGAUUGUUGGAAAGAAACCAUUGUGUUAGAGUUUUGUGCUCAUAGUGAGGAAUCUUGAUAUGCAAAGUGUGCCAAACCACGUUCUCGAGCGAGUAUCUGUUGAUGCUCAGCUCUUUGCGCAAUGGUCGCCACAGGUUCAGCAUGUGUCUGCCUGUUAUUUUUAUGCCCGAGGCAUGCGUGAAGCCCCAUCGGUCGUUCAUCUUGUUCAGCUGCUUGGCGGCCACCCUUGACAACCGCACUGCCAGGUCCAUCUUAUGCACUUGUCGAAACCUUUCCAGCAAAUAUCCCCAGGAAGCAGAGUGAAUUUCGUAUCCUGAGAGAAUGUCUGGAUCCACCAAUUCAACCAGGGAAACGAGCUCUCUUACCAUGUCAACCUCGCUGCUGAAAGUUUGCACGGGAAAGUUAAUAUGUUUGCGAGUAACUUCGUGAGAGUGUACUACAAACACCCCGGACCCCUCGAUCCCAAGGUCGAUCGGAUAAUUUUGAUCGUCAAAAGACCAGAAUAUCAUCCUGAUCUCGUCCUCAAGCGGAUCCGGAAACAGGUCUCCGCGAGUGUUAACAUGCAGCUCCAUGUUCAGCACAAUCAGCUUGUUGAAGUUGUUUGCCUUGCGCACAAUAGGGGACUGGAAAGAGGGAACUUUGUAUCCCUUCAUGUUCUGAGUUGCUUGGUCUAUCUGAGACCUAAGCAACUGCGACCGAGUUUUGAUAGGGUCCGGGUGCUCGACAGACCAUCGAAGCACGUCCUCGUACAACGGCGGGUGCUUUCUAUAGCUCCAGAUACUGGGUACUCCAUCUCCAGCUAUAGAGACCGAAUUGGAGUUGGCAUUUGUAGCAACUGCGUACGGCUUGAGACCCUGGAGAUCAAGACACUUGACCUGGAACUUGCGACCAGCAAAGU